Molecule: messenger RNA, 3433 nt
Organism: Homarus americanus (American lobster)
Lineage: Eukaryota; Metazoa; Arthropoda; Malacostraca; Decapoda; Nephropidae
Product: alpha-ketoglutarate-dependent taurine dioxygenase-like
Exons: 8
Coding region: 240-1109 (289 amino acids)
Molecular function (GO): oxidoreductase activity
Source: RefSeq, a predicted model, not a curated record
UUGUAUACCCUGACUAGACCAGCAGACAAUGGUGUGUGUGUCUUUGAGAGAUUACCAGACUAUACUUAAGAUAUUUUACCGUCCAACAGUAUGUAUUAAGAGUGAUAUUUAUAAUCAGCUGAACAUUAGGGAUUCCUGAAGCUAUUGAGAUAUAUUUCAUUUGCAGACACGCCUUGGCUUCUCAAGCAGUUUUGGCCAGAUUGUGUCCAACUCCAAGAUCUCUACUAAAGUGCAUUCACAUGGGGACUCAAGAAAGUAUCUCUAACUUUUACAAACUAACCCCAAUUCAGCUUGGCUGUGAAGUCAGAGGGAUCGACUUGAAGAAAGAUGUACCAAAGGAAGUUAUUGCAGCCAUCAAAGAAGAUGUGACCAAACAUCGCAUUCUGAUUUUUAAGGACCAAGGUGUGGUUAGUGGGGAGAGACAUGUGGAGAUUGCAAAGUGGUUUGCUGAACCAGAAUCCACCUUUUAUAAACACCCACGAUCACCUCACCCAGAUGUGUUUAGAGUGUCUAAUGACCGCACGGAAGGCUGUACAAAUGUUGGUCGAACGGGAUGGCACAUUGAUGGCAGUUUUCAAGAGGCACCAUUUGCUUAUGCCCUUUAUCAUAUGGUCAGCGUACCAACUAACGGCCCUACGAUGUUCUGCCCACUGACGGAAAUAAUAGAAGAGUUGCCUCGAGACCAACGCAUUCGAUGGGAGCGAUUGUAUAUGAUUAGCGAUCGCCGAUCAGGUCCGAUUCAUCCGCUCAUCUACACUCAUCCACUGUCAAAGAAGAAGGUUUUGUGUUUCCACCUGGGCAUGACCGAGGGGUUCGUAUGGGACUACAAGACUCCACAGCAACGAGUCACCAGUGAGGAGGAAACUUAUGCACUCCUACAGGAGAUCCAUCAUGAGUUUAUCAAGGACAACAAGGCUCGUCAGUAUAGACACAAUUGGAGUGUGGGUGAUUUCAUAUUAUCAGACAACCUGUCAGUGGCUCAUGAAGCUGCUCCAGAGACUCAGUUGCCUCGGAGCCAAGUGGGACUGAGAGUACUACAUCGUGUCACCACCCUUGGCUGCAGCCCUCCUGUCAAGGAGUAUGACUAUCGCAAGGAACUGGGGCUGUAAUAAUACAGCAAUAAAUCCCUAUCUACUCCUCAGACUCACCAGUGGUUGAGCUACUAGCAUGCCUGGCCAUACUAUAACAUGAUUUAAUUUUUAGAAGCUUUCAUGCAAUAAAGAUCUUCUUGAUCAAGGCGUCAGUUAUAGCGGCUCUCAUGCAAUGGGGACAUCACACAACCUGCAGAACAUGAGGGCAAGUUUGAUCACAUGAGGGAUAUUUUGUCAUGUCAUGAAAGGAACUCUUCACUUUUAAUUAUACAGUAAACCAGGUUGAUGCCAGGUCAUGGUGCUGCACAUGAUGAUGCAUUACAGUAUAAGCUGACCUGACAGUCGCUUAAUCUCCCUCAGUGUAUUAGUACUGUACAGUAUUCCAACCUCAUUCAGUAUAAAUCUAUUGGCUUAGCUUCUUGAUAAUGAAUUUUUACUGAUACUUUUAUGUGUACACGACCUACAAACCAGUCUGGAAGAAUACCUUAAAGUACUGCUAUUUUUUAAAUGACAUUUUGUUGGUUAUGUUCUGUACUGUACUGGCAAAAUUUUAAGUUUACUUAUUGCUUUUCCCAUCUGAAAACCUCACAUCACAAUAUAAGAGAGCCACUUAAGGUUAAUCUUAGAACAUAGGCUUGUGAAUUUUUAUCAGUUUUUCUCAAAUCAGAGUUGCUGCUCUUCCUCAUGUAUGCCUGCAGGAUUCUUAACAUGAGAGGGAAGGAAUUAGCACCUACUAUUUAUCAUAUUCCAUUAUCUCAAUAGUGAGCUAGGGAGUCUGCUGGGAAUGACCAACCCCUAUCAGUAAUAAAACUGCACCAUAGACUGUGAUCCCCAUUAGCAACUGCAUUCUAGAAUCCAGGACUCAGAUUUUCAAAGGUGUGAAAAUGCAUCUUAUUGCUUCACUUGAACAGUAGCACAAUGUUAGCUGUUAAAAUGGCUUUCGACUGCUGUUGCAAUCAUACCACACUCAAAGUGUUCUAUUUCUUCUAAUUAAGGAGCGAUAACAAACAUACCCUGUACAUCUGUGAGAACUUUGGGUCUUGAAUCAUGUUUAAGAUUUACACCCGAAGAAGUUGAAGUUGUUGCUGUUGUUGAUGAUGAUGUAUGAGAUAGACUCUAGAAGUACCACACUCACCAAGGUUGGAGAAUACAAUUAGUGUUUUUAGAAGGAUCUUUCAUAAUUGUUCAUCACUUCUGCAGAACAUAAUUUGUUGUCUGAUGCUACCCAUUCUGCCUUUCAACUUAGUACUGUACAUGUAUAACUAGUAUAUUCAAGUUCAAGUCUAGAUUGAGUGAAUACAAAAUGAGUCUGGUAACAGGUAAUGAAAAUGUCUUUGAAGAGAAUAUGAUGGGAAAAAAUUCUAUUGUUAUACUGUAUUUUCUUUUUAGGGUUUCACGUGACAAAAUUACGUAAAUAUAUUCACCAUCAGUGUUGUGGGUUGGAUCACCUUUGAUGAAACUGACAAGUGGUACUUAAAUUAUAUUGGCAUUGACUGUACUAGGAAUACCACUGGUUGUGAAUGGUUGCACUUGAAAAAUUACCAGUACUGUGUUAUGUGUUCGAAGGAAUUUUAUAUUAUUUAUGUGUGAUUAUGCCAACUGUGAUAUAUUGUGAUAGAUGUUACAAUUAAUAUGAAGGCAAAGUUUGUUUUACAGGUUUUAUGUAUGUUUAAUUAAUUCAAUGUGUACAAUGCACAAGUCUGCAUACCUGGGUGCUGCUUUCUAAUGGGCAGAAGAUGUGGUUAGUAGAGAAAGGGAAUCCCAUCCUCCUGCCUACUUCCUGUUCUGAUCCUUCCUGCUCUCCAUCAGCCUCUACCUUUUCUCUUUACCUCUCUCUCCCAUUGCAUCUUCUUUCUCCCUCCUUCAUCCUCCACCUUCUUUAUCUACCCUCCAUCAACCUCUACUUUCCCUCCAAUUACUUCAACUCUUUCACCUCUUCCCUCCACCCUCUCUCUCUCUCUAUUACCUUCCUUCCACUCUACCACCUCCUCUUCCUCCCUGUGUCUUCUCUCUCAUAACCUCCUUUCCACUCUGACUAUUUCCUUUCUCUUGAUUUUCUUUUCCCUUGUUUUCUUCCAACUCUCCUUUUCUUCCUCUUUCCAUCUUCAAUUCACAUUUUCACUCACUCUCUUCUUAUUUCCUAUAAACAAGAAAGCACAAGCAGAAUAAAACCAAGUUACUGCUGUCCACUUAAGAAACCUGCCACCAGUUAAGGCACCAAUACUGUAAUAUUGUCAUCACCUAGGAGUCUAGACUUAUUGUACCUGUAGUACUAUACAGUAUAAUAUCUAAAUCUGUACUUGAUCUUAUAUUUCUGAAUAAAUUUCCAUUUAAAGCAUCAA